CCGUCCCGUAGCAGCCAUGCAGCUCCUGCUUCUGCUCGCCUGGGCUCUGCUGCCAGGCUGUGGGGCGAUAGGCUGGCGCAGAACCGUGCGGAGAUUCGUGGGGGAGUCCCUCUCGGUCACUUGCAAGUACCGGCCCGGCCAGGAGACGAACCCGAAGUUCUGGUGCAACCCGGGAACAGUUUAUACCUGUGCUGAGGACAUCGUCAUCACUUCGGAGUCACAGCCCGUGGUGCGGAAGGGCCGAUUCUCCAUCCGGGAUAACCGCACACGCCGGGUGUUCACAGUGACUGUGGAGGAUCUGACCGAGGAGGACACGGGAACCUACCUCUGUGGGGUGCGAACGGGAGGGCUCCAGUUUGAUCAGAGUGCUGAAGUGGAGGUGAUCGUGUUGCCAGCCACCCCACCAUCAACCUCCACCACAAACAAGCACACCGAUCUCACUAGCUCUGUAACAGGCCCCACACAGACAACUUCCCAAGGGGGAACUGUGCACAUGACAUCAAGUCCAUCCAGCGACCAAAGAUUGAACGUGGUUGAGCACAUCCUCACUCCAGGCAUCAUAGUAGUUCUUCUUUUGCUUGCUGUGGCUGCUGCUGUUCUGGUAAUACUGUCCAGGAAGAGGAAAAAGGCCCUCUCCGGAGCAGCCAUAGAGAUGGACAGGACUCACAGUGUUUCUCAUACAGGAGCAGAUGCCUUGAAUUAUGCAGACAUUAACCACCACAUGGGCACAGCCGAGAGCCAGCUGUACAGCAACGCCAAGACUUUAUGGAGCCUGGAAAACUCCACAGUCGAGUACAUGGAAGUCAGGCACAGUGCUAAGCCUGUGGAAGAGGAAUCAGAGGCGAUAUACGCCAGGGUGCAGAAGCGUGUGCCGCAGCAGGAGCAGAUCUACAGCAACAUGCCACCAGCUCAACAGCCCAGUGAGGAGCCUGACAGCAGAGCUGGGGGGGUGUGAGCCAGCACCCAGACCCAUGGGCUGCUCCUACUGCCAGGAGUGCCACUGGGACCUGCAUGGAGGGGAUUGCAUUGGUAUUCCACUCAGGCAGGAGCUGGCUGGACAGUGGAGCUGCUG
Chiroxiphia lanceolata (lance-tailed manakin) is the source of this 1072-nucleotide messenger RNA. RefSeq names its product CMRF35-like molecule 6. Gene Ontology annotation, cellular component: plasma membrane. Bases 17 to 955 code for a protein of 312 amino acids. Lineage: Eukaryota; Metazoa; Chordata; Aves; Passeriformes; Pipridae. The transcript has 7 exons. Gene Ontology annotation, molecular function: transmembrane signaling receptor activity. The record is from RefSeq and is a predicted model, not a curated record.